Messenger RNA from Paramecium octaurelia, 830 nucleotides. The record is from the annotation of a GenBank genome assembly. NCBI's taxonomy places the organism in Eukaryota, Ciliophora, Oligohymenophorea, Peniculida, Parameciidae.
AUGAAGGUUUUGAUGUAUUAAGGUAAUGUACAUAAUUAGAAAUUAUUAAUAAGGAUAAAAUUUGGUUGAUGGCAUUUAGUAGAAGAAAUUUAUCAGUAAAUUUAAUUAUAAUAAUUAUGGCAACUUGGAUAGCAUUUGUAAAAGGAAAUACAAUAAUAAAUUUGUUGGUUGGCUUAAACUGAUCAUUUUUAGGUACUAGAAGAAUAAGAAUUAUGGUUUGAUAAAGCAGAUAUUAGAUUCUAUAUCGAAAUAUUUGGAAAUUGUUAUAAAGAAAUUCUCAAAUCAAAUCCUGAAAAUAAUAUGAAAAUCAUGGCAGAAAAAUUAUAAUAAAGUGAAUUAAAAAGCCAUUUUAAUAAGGAGGAAUUGCAAAAUGGAGGAGGAAUAGACUGUGAAAAUAUAUUGAAGAUGAGUAUGAAAUUCAAGUAAUAUAGAGACAAUAUUCACAGAUACUUACCAAUGAAAAUAGGCUAUGGGGGGAGAGAAAUGAAUAUAGUCAAACUUGGUUUCCAUUCUGAAUAGGAAGGAAUAUAAUUUAAUGUUGUCAGAUGGUACAUUGACUCAUACAUGACUUAGAGGUAUUCCACUUCUUAAGGCAAAGAUUAUUAUUAACUUUAAAAAUUGAAAGGAUGUAUAAAAUCCGACAUGUGGAUAAGAAAAACGUUCCAUCAUACAUAGGUUGAUAGUAUAGAUGUUUGAAUCCUCAAUCCUGAAAAUUCUAUGAGAACAGAUAAUUUAUAUUAGGGAAGUGUAAAAUACAAAAGAGAGCCUCAAAUUACAAUAAUGACGGAAUGAAAAGUGAGAUAUAAUUAAUCAGCGAAGCUUGGAAAUAU